Messenger RNA from Tremella mesenterica DSM 1558, 750 nucleotides. RefSeq lists its product as uncharacterized. The record is from RefSeq and is a predicted model, not a curated record. Gene Ontology annotation, molecular function: DNA binding. Gene Ontology annotation, cellular component: nucleus. Bases 1 to 750 code for a protein of 249 amino acids. The transcript has 2 exons. Lineage: Eukaryota; Fungi; Basidiomycota; Tremellomycetes; Tremellales; Tremellaceae.
AUGAAAAAUGGAUCACUAUCUGUGACGCAUUUCAGUUACCUGAAAGUGCUAGAGGUCUCGGAAGUACAGGAUGGAUGCGGGGAGUUAAAGCUUGCAAAUGGACUUAAGUGGAGGAAAUUGCAUGGGGAAGCGGAGGGAGCAUCACAACUUGAUGUCAAAGAGGAAAGGAAAAGGAUGACCAACUUGGCUCGGCCAUAUUCUCUGGUGAACAUCUACAACAUGGAUGAGACUGGUUUAUUCUGGGCUUCUCCACCUGACAGAACUCUAGCUAGAGAGCAUCAUCAUGGCUUGAAAGGUAGCAAAGCUCGAGUUAACAUAUAUGUCCUUACAGUCAACGCAGAUGGUUCCAAUCGACAUCCCCCUCUUAUCAUUGGUGUUGCUAAACGACCUCAUUGUUUUGGGCGAACGAGCUAUGAGGACCUUGGCAUUCAAUGGGAAUCACAAGAAUCAGCAUGGAUGGAUCAUGUGAUCUUUGGUCGAUGGCUUCAAGCGUUUGAUUGUGAAAUGAGGUCACAGAAUCUACACAUCCUUCUUAUGGUGGACAAUUUCCGUGGUCAUGAAGUCCCUCUGGGCAUCACAAACAUCCGAGUGGAAUUCUUUGCUCCAAAUCUCACUGCUCAUGUCCAACCACUCGAUGCGGGGAUCAUUGCCGCUUUCAAAGCACAUUAUCGCAUGCAAUUCUGUCGACGAGCUCUUCACCGAUUUGAAGAAGGUAAACGGGCAAUUGUAACGGUACUGGAAACACAAUGA